AUGAAUUCCAAUCCGCAAGGCCUUCGGUUUCCGCAGCCGCAUCCACCCACAUCUGCCUUCUCCCAGGGUCGCGCUGAAUUCACACAAGCCAACGCCAUCUCGUCCAGAACUAACGAAUUGACCCGUCAUCGAGAUUUCAUCCUCUAUUCACAUGUCAUCCAAGCCUUGCUCGUGGCCGACAAGCAUGAGUUGGACCUGCUGAAGGUCAUGCGCGAGCAACCAGAGUCUCCCCUAUUCCGAGGAUUCUAUGGAAACAUUUACUCCACUCCUCCAGAGGAUAUCUUCUCUUUGAUUCUACUGAUCAGAGCGGACGAGAGCUGGGACGCUAUGAAACAGGAUGUCCUAAUACAAGUCAACAACGCUCAACCUCUUCCAGCGUCUUUUGGCACGAAUUCCAAGAGAUCGGGUCACCAGUACACAAGACCUAGACGGAGGUUAUUUCACUCUCCUUCGGGUCCCCAGCAGAGCCAUCCCGGGUUCGUAUCACAACAUCCGGGUCGUGGUGCAGGCUCAUCUGGCGCCGCAGGGAGCCCUACGUCUGCUGAGGGCCAUUUAUCGAAGGUGAAUUCUGGUCGAACCGCGCCUCCUGGUUAUUGUUUCUACUGUCCGUCGAAGAAUUGUAAGAAAUUCUUCAUCAAGCAAGGUCACUAUGAGAAUCAUCUGUGGACAUUGCACCAUGAGAUUGCUGGUGCCCACGACCCAGCCGACGACCUCCGCAAGAUACCGAGCUCAGGACAGCCAAGUACGGAAGGCAUGAGUGAACCGGGUGCAGCAAGACCGCCUAGAGGUGCUACGGCACUGUCACCCCCUCGACCAGUCCUAGCAACUUCGAUGCCACACCCAUCUAAUUCAGCUUCUCCUUUGCCGCAGAUCGUCCCAUCACUUGGCCUCAACCCCCAUACUGUCGGCUCAUACACACUUCAGUCCGGUACCAGCCCUCAAACCAGCCUUCCCCAGAAACGACCCCCUGACACAGGCAUACUUCCGUCUGACUUUGAAUUUCAGAAUGAUGAAGACUGGAAUUCCUUUCUCCUUUCCGACGAACAGCAAUUUUUGCAAACACCGUUGAGCCAAACAAAUUCAAAUUCCAACCAAUCUUUUUUCUCCAUGGGCUCCCACACGGGAAGCUAG
This is a messenger RNA of Fonsecaea multimorphosa CBS 102226, 1131 nucleotides long. RefSeq lists its product as uncharacterized. The transcript has a single exon. Lineage: Eukaryota; Fungi; Ascomycota; Eurotiomycetes; Chaetothyriales; Herpotrichiellaceae. The record is from RefSeq and is a predicted model, not a curated record. Bases 1 to 1131 code for a protein of 376 amino acids.